AUGGUUACGUCCGUACACAAGAGAGGCUUCGACUGUCAAGUAUAUCAAGUAAACAUGGCGGCGACCACAAGUGAAACAAACAGCUCACGUUAUCCUUCCGAAAAAUCGGUUAAAGAGGCCUUAGAUAUGUUGAAACCUCCCGGAAUUUUAUCUAAGGUAGGUUUUACUAUAUUUUGUAUCAUAACUGAACACUAUUGUCAUUUUAUUCAACGAAUACUUUCAAUUAGAAUUCUACAAAUCAUUCCACGCGCGUCAGCUUCCAAUCGUUCUUUUUUUUUUCAGGCUUACAACCAGUUUCAGCUCAAACGAUACCAGGUAUGUUUUUUCUAUUCUUUGCACUUAGUUUACUUGCUGUGCUACAUGCUUUAGUGAUGUUAAAUAAUACGUUCUGCUUAGUAAUGUUUCGAUUCCAAUCACAAUAAAGAUUAUAAUUAUAUAGAUUAUGUGCCUAAAGCUUUUAUGAUCCUGCAUUUUCAUUCAGGGCUUUGUUUAAUAAGCUUUAAUUUCGAGGUAAUCUGUCUCUUUUGCUUUAGAUUUUAAGGCUAAAACUACUGGUAUUAUAUUGUAGUAUCUUAAAUUAGAUUUAUUAUGUUUAAAUAAUCUGAAUAUUCAAGGGGUAUAACUAGAAAAGCUUAGUUGCUGUGUUAUUACUAAACAUGGUAUCCAACUGCUUAGCUAACUCUAUGAGACAUACCUAAUGUGCCUUGCUGAGCAGCCAGAUUUGAUCAUUCUAUUAAUUUUGCCAUAUUUUUCCACCUUUUUUUUUACAUAUUCUGUCAACAAUGACUUAGACAUGACCUGCAGUCUCUUAUUUUUCUUUAAAGACAGUGGGGUAUGAUAGCUUGUGAUGCCCACCACAUGGGCAUCGGAGAUGAGUAACAAUGGCAUUGGCCAGAGAAGAUGAAAUAAGGGACCGUACUGGUUUUGUAUACAAAUUUUGCAGGCAGGCACCUGACCUCUAUGCCACUGUACUUUCAUUUUGUCAAUUCCCAAUGAUUUGGCACUCACAUGUAUUAAUUACCUUUUUGAAAACGAGUUUUGACAAAACUGUUUAUUAAAGCUAUUUGAAAAGGUAUUGGUAAUUAUUCCAAUGAAGUAAAUCCAAGGAUCAUUCAGUUUAGUUCUCUUAAAGCCUGGCAGUCAUGAGCAAGUCAGGCCUGAAAUUUUAGAAACUUCUAUUAACCCAUUCGCUCCUGGAGAUUUUGCCGAAAAACGCGUUUUGAAGCUAGUCGAGUGGUUUUCUGGUCACUGUCGUGCUAUAAAGAGCUAAAACUUACCACAAACCGCUUUACAGGUCGUGCACUUCAUUGCCUUCUGAUCCAGAUGCAAAAUAUCAGCUUGCGAAGUUCGGGCAUGCGCAGAAAGCAAAAUUUCGACAUAGUUUUUGGGUUUAAAGUGACACAGCAGUCUUGACUUUUACUUUUCGCUUUCUCUCCUCUCCUCUUUUUUUGCUUUUCUUGCCUCAUUUUUUUUUCUCUUGCUGGGCAUUUAGUAGGCUUCAUUUUGGUGAGAAUAGUUUAUAGGAAAGCUUUUAGGAUCUUAGGAUUAGGUGAAAGGAAGGUGGGCAAUGGAACAAGAUUUUCAUGGAGAUUUUCAGGUGAAUGUUACAUGGUUUUUUGCCUCUUUCUCCGGUGUCCUUGACUGAAUUGUGCUCAUUCUGGUAUGGUUUGAAAGAUCCCUUCACUCUACACAAGUUAGCGGGCAAAAUUGUCCUUGACCAUUAAAACUGAUGACGUCACAAAGGGUAGAAAGGACGUGGAUCCCCAUGGGCGGUUACGGGCGGUUCAGGGGCGAAUGGGUUAAUUGGUUCUCAGGAAAAAGACACCAAAAAUGUUGGUAUCUGUAGACUACAAUGCUUUAUAUGUGGCAAAAUUUUAAAAAGGAAAUUCUAAAGCUGAAGUAGAAGAUUCAAGAAGUAGGAGAAAAAUUGAAACCCAAACAACCUCCUGUGAGAUGGUGACAGUCAAUGUUAUCUGGAAUAACACACUGGAGAAAUUAAUUCUACACAAAAUAGAUGUGUGCCUGUGUGCAACGAAAAAUGAUCCUAAACCACUUUUGAGCUGAAUUGUUUAUAGAAGCCAAGUGUGCAAUUUGUACUCUGGUUGAAGCUGAUAUUUGGGGCAAGCCGAACUUUUCUUAGUGUUUGAAUAAUGUGGAUUAUAAAGUGGUCUUUUUCUUUCCUUGAGGGUAACAGAGCAACUCAAAAGAACUGCUACAUAGAAAAUACAUACAGGGAACUAAUUGAAAAUUUUUUUUUAGAGAAAUUCAUCCACUGCAUGGGUUCAAUUUAUUCCAGGUUACGUUGAAACGACAACGUCGAAACAGCGAAACGUAUGGUGUCUUUAAAAAAAGAGCAAGACCAGUUUGUUUUGAGUGUAAAUAUAUAUUUUUUAAUGUAACCAUUGCAUGGCAGGGUAGUGUUAACGAGGUGCUUAUUACAGGGACUAAAAGGGGGAUCUUGAUCCCGCAUUCCUGCUCCGUUUUCGGGACAAUCCCGAAUCCAGAACUUAGAAGUCAAAUCCCUUAUUCUGUCAAGAAAUCGAGUUUGCGUUUUCCCGAAUCCCGCACUGUUAAUUCCGGAUCCCGAGAGUACCCUUCCCGAGAGUAUCCUUCUUAAAUUUGUGAAAACUCAGUCAAGUGAUCACUCCAUAUAAAUAACGUGUUAAUUGCCGUACAGUGGUGAGAAUCAUUGUUGCGUAUCAUCCCUGCGUACAAUAAGCUUAUUAAACCUGCAGGUAUUGACUCUUUGUAGUACAAUGCGUGUUGCGUGGCAACGUUUAUUCAUCUUUCAUUUUAAAACAGUUCAAAACCAUUCAGAGCAGCUCAAAACAAACAGAAUCUCGAGUAGACGAAACCUUCUUAACGGUCGAUCUUUUUCAAAGUCAAACUGAGUUAACCAACAUGGGUGACUAUCCAGGCAGCGGAUAUAAAAUGUCAUCCUAUGGUCUUAAAACAUACAACCCUCAAGAAACUGUUGGUCAAUGGACCCAGUGUUGUAAGGUAGUCACUCAUUUGCGCUUACUUUGCAUCAUAGAAGCAACCGUAGUCAGACAAGUCAAUUUCGAUCUUGGCUUUUCGGUCUACUUAAGACUUCAGUCUUUGGUGUUGGCCUUAGUAGACCCAGUUUGCAGUCGUUCAAUAUUUUUCCCAGCCGUGGGAUUUGGUAAAUUACAUGUACAACCUUACUGAUUACAGUCGAAAAGAUUUUGUGGGCGCUUACGACAACCUUAAACUUCAAGGAGGCUAACUCGCCGAGAGUAGGUUUCGGACACAUCUACUUUUUGGAAGAGAAUUUAUUGCAUGUUCCUGCUUAUUUACGGUAUAUGAAAUUCCGUGUUGUCGCUAAAAGUUCUCCGUGUACUCUUAGUACGUACAGGUUAGAAACAAUGAAAAACUAUGAACAAGUGACCCCCAAAAGUUGUCACGGUUGCUUACGAGAAGUUCUACUAUUAGGCAUUUUACAAAGUUUGUGGCUUAUGAGAGGCGGUGGUUUACGAGAGGUGGUCGCACGUUGAGUUUCGACUGUAUUAACCAAAAGAACUUUUCUAACUUUGAACGUCCCGUGUAGCGUCUGUUCUUCCAAACCUAGCGGUCUAAAAACUUGUUCGUCCACGUAAGAUAAGUUGCAUGCACAGUUGAGCGCAUUUUGCUGUUUUAAUUACCAACUCUUUAUGCUGUUACUCUUUUCACUUCAGCGUGAGGAGGCAAUCAGAAAGAAUCACAUUGUUACUUCCGGCGGAGAUGGUGUUGCCAACACAUGGAAAGUGGAACGACCGAAGUCUUUGGCUCUGACUCAAGACACCAGUUAUUUUCUUGCAAAGACUUUAGUAUGUUAUUAUGUUUUCUUACCUGUUGCUUGGUUGUUGGGUGUCUUGCUGUGCGGAAUCUAAACAUUCAUGGAAUGAUUAUCACGAUUUUAGAUCAACGAUUUAAUGCAGAAUCUAAACAUUCAUGGAAUGAUUAUCACGAUUUUAGAUCCACAAUUUAAUGCGGAAUCUAAACAUUCAUGGAAUGAUUAUCACGAUCAACAAUUUAAUGCGGAAUCUUAACAUUCAUGGAAUGAUUAUCACGAUUUUAGAUCAACAAUUUAACGAGGUUUCAGUGCCUAUCGUUAUAGUUACCAUCUUGCUCAAUUCACGAAACGAAUUAUCACCUGUGAACGCAGGUGUAUUUCCGGUUGUAUCCGCUAACCCCCCCUCCGCUCCGUAUUUUUCGGUAGCCUGCUUCAAGCGUUCAGAUUAUGGAAUGUGGCGCGAAUUCAGAGAGUAGGGGAAAAUAGGGAGAGAGGAAGAGGGAGAUUUGAGGGAACCUUGGCUGAUUUUCCUGCUCACGUUUUUUGCGCAGUCCCCACAAUCUGAACGCCGAGGACAAGCUAUAUUUUUUCGGCACUUUUCAGGCGAAGCGAUCGACUUGAUAUUCAUUUCUGCAAAUCCUAUGUUUGAGUUGGAGCACCAAAAAAAGGAGUUUCUUCAUUGUUCUCUAUCAGUAAUAGACCUCUUGCGUAUAUUUUAAUGAUUUGGCUCUAAUAGACAAAAGAGAAAACUGCAAAAAUGUUUGAAAGAAAGUGACUCAUUGUACGUGCAAUUUGUUGUGUAAACUUCGUUAAAAAUUAAUAACUGUGUUUUUUCAUUAUAGCACGAAAAACCAUCCACAUACGACCGAAUAAAUCAUGUUGUUGAAGGAUACAACCAAAAAUUACAUCGAGACGACAGAGAACACGCCAAAUCUCGUGGUCUGAAAGUAAACAGCGAAGUGAGUAUUUUUUCCCGCCUUUUUUAGUUGAUCCUCGUCUUAUGGGAGACCUUCAGUACUAGGACUACAGCCCCUAGUUGUUCAAAAGGUGGAUAACGCUAUCCGCUGGAUAAAUCUCUAUCCACUGAAUAGCGCAUUUAGUUUCCCCAAUAUUUAUCCGCUGGAUAGUGAUUUAUCCGGUGGAGAGCGCUGUCCAAAGUUUUAACAACCCGGGCGAGGACUACAACAAAUUGAAUCCACUUUUUUUGUACUAGAAUUAUAAAUUGUUUAUGGGCAGGCUAUAGCUAAUUAGUGGGUGGACGUUGUCGUGGACAGCCUCGAACUGAGGGCGCUUUCAAAAAGUCAGAACUGGCCUUCCGAACCCUGGCUUUUUUACAAUUUUUCCCACCAAACCUAUGCACUUUUGCAUAUUAUUUAGGAAUUUACUGGUCUGGCUGUAUAGUUUUGAUCAAAAAUGAAACUCUUAUUACAACAGAAAUGGUCUGGCCGGCCAGUUCUGACAAAUGAAAAGCGCUCUAAGACUGGGAGGUUGUUUGCCAGUUUCAGACUGUGUCCACGCAAGUCCGUUGAGGGCGCAGUUCAAAGAUCUCUCAUACAGUCUAUGGGCCUGUUUACAUGGAGUGAGGGACCCCGGUCUAGUGGGGUUGGUUUCUUUUGUUUUCACGCUCUGGGGGACACAAAACAAAAGAAACUUACCCCACUAGACCGGGGUCCCCCACUCCAUGUAAACAGGGUCUAUCUCUUUCGCGGUCGCGUUAAAAUUGGGCUCGCGUUAAAAUUGGGCCUGUCGUCCGCCGGAAUCCUUAUUUACCAAGAAAAACAAUAAGAGAGCGUGGUCUCAGGUUAGAUGAAACAUGUAAGAUUUUCCUCGAAAAUAUUUGCUAAGGCAUUUAAUGGCAUACAUAUGCCAUGCGGUGAUGAUGAGAAUACAUAAGUAUACUGUCUUGAUUUCCUAUCUCUCUUCAGGAAACCAGGGUAGCGGUGCCGUCUCUAUCUUCAUCAGUGGUCGGCCAUCCUCAACGCAAUCCUCUAGAGUUUCCAGAUCGGCAACACGUCAGAGUAGAGAUUUGCAAGAAAGACUUUCUUAGACUUGGAGGAACUAAUAUUGGAGAUACAGACUGA
This is a messenger RNA of Porites evermanni, 5874 nucleotides long. Lineage: Eukaryota; Metazoa; Cnidaria; Anthozoa; Scleractinia; Poritidae. The record is from the annotation of a GenBank genome assembly.